CCACCUUAAUUUGGCUCUGCUUUGUUGUUGUGUGUCUGUUUCUUUGUUUCGACGUUAACAAAAAAUCUAAAUGAGAUUGUAAUUUACGCACUUCUAUCUAUUUAUUAUAAAGGUCGUCUGAAUGGCUGAAUGAAACUGUUUUCUACCAGCGGGCUGAUUUUGUGUGAUCUGUAACUCAUGGCCUCGCUAAAGAUGUCGCCAGGGUUGAGUAAGAUGUAGAUCCACGUGGAGACAUCAGGAAAAAUACAAGAACCUGACAGAAGCGAAAGGAGCUGCCAGCAGUGUGCAACACCGAAAAUCGUCCGACAAGCGGACCACAGCGCACGCUGCUUCGUCCUCUCUCGCGUUUUAGCCAAGUGAAAACAAAGUGCAGUGUUCGUGAAAGAUUUGAGUUUGAGGGUUUACUGGCCACGUUUUUUAAGUGACUGGAUAAAAAUGGAGAUAAUUCCUGCUUUGAAGGUGCCACAACGCUCUGCACAGCAAUACAGACGACAUUUGUUGGCAGAAGGUGUUUUAGACCUGCAGUACUGUGUACAAAAACACUCCAAUGGAACAGUGACUCUCCCAGUCCUGCCAUCCGCUCUACCGAACCUGGAUCUGCGUUCACUUCACAGCGCGGUGGCUCAGGACAGUCAGGACAGCAGCUCCUGUGAGAUAAUUAAUAUACAGAGUCCUCAGCUGUCAAAAAAAGCAAAAGUGAAGUCUUGUCGAGAGAGACUUGUACAGGCCGUGCAAACACUAGUGGUUACCAGUGGAGAAAAAUGGAGACAAGAACUAGACGAUGACCUCCCGAGAGGAUGGCAAAAGCAUGGUGAUCUGGUUCUGUUUAAUGAAGGAUGCUUUUCUCAUACAAUCUGGAGAGAGAUUGGAUCUGAACUGUGGUUGGCAGUUGCCCGAGCGCUGGGAGUGAAGCGUCUAGCACAGAUUUACCAGAUCUCCCAGGAUGAGUUUCGAACGCCAAUGGUAACAAUGCUGUUGGGGGACAGCAGCUAUGUCACACACAUCGAUAACCACAUCAGGUAUGAAUUUGAUGUCACCAAGUGCAUGUUCUCCUUUGGCAACAUCACAGAGAAACUGAGAAUAGCCUCCUUCAACUGCACUGGCGAGACGGUUGUUGACCUGUAUGCAGGUAUUGGCUACUUCACCCUGCCGUACCUGGUACAUGCAGGUGCCGCCCAUGUUCAUGCUUGUGAAUGGAAUCCAGAUGCAGUAGCAGCUCUGUGGCGAAACCUGCAGCUUAAUAAAGUAGCAGACCGCUGCACUGUGCAUGAAGGAGACAACAAACAACUCUCCCUGAGUGACCUAGCUGACAGAGUGAAUCUAGGUCUGAUACCCAGUUCUGAGGAGGGCUGGCCUGUGGCAUGCCGCCUCCUGAGGAAAGAUGUUGGCGGAACACUGCACAUCCACCAUAACAUCACCACACCUUUCCACCGCCGGGAGCUUGAAGAGUGUUCUGACUCACGGAGGGCAGCUUCUGUGGAAGAUGACAAAAGAGUUGUGACUGGAUCUCUAAAGAUCCUGAGCGACAGAGAAGUGUGGAAUGCCUGGGCCAAAGACACAGCCAGCCACAUAGGUACACUUCUGAAAGGCAUCACUGGAGACGACUGGAGGACCAACAUUCAGCAUGUAGAGCAUGUGAAGUCUUACGCGCCACAUAUCAACCACAUAGUGUUGGAUUUGGAGUGUAAACCACUUAAAUAAGUUGGCAGACAAUCUGCUUAUCUUUUCUUUGUAAUAAUAAAUGGACUUACUAUUUAA
Messenger RNA from Pygocentrus nattereri (red-bellied piranha), 1758 nucleotides. It is a transcript of the gene tyw2, whose product is annotated as tRNA methyltransferase 12 homolog. Gene Ontology annotation, biological process: tRNA methylation. The coding region runs from base 436 to 1701 and encodes 421 amino acids. Gene Ontology annotation, cellular component: cytoplasm. The transcript has 7 exons. Lineage: Eukaryota; Metazoa; Chordata; Actinopteri; Characiformes; Serrasalmidae. Gene Ontology annotation, molecular function: tRNA methyltransferase activity. The record is from RefSeq and is a predicted model, not a curated record.